GGCACCUGGAGCUGCCGGAGUUUCCGCGCGCGGGAGGGAGAUGCGGCCGCGGUUGGGGCUCCUCACAGAUUUCUAACCAGCAUAAUGCUGGAGCCAGAGUCUGACAGCCUGUGGUUUUCAAAAUGGCCGAGCUGGAUGCUGAUUUGGAUCACAUCAUCCCAUCUUCUGUCCUUGCCCCUUUCUGGGCCAAGUUAGUAGUGGGAUUAGUUUCCCUCUUGUGUUUUGCACGGAGCUAUGAUGGAGAUUUUGUCUUUGAUGACUCUGAAGCUAUUGUUAACAACAAGGAUCUCCAGGCAGACACUCCUCUGGGGGACCUGUGGCAUCAUGACUUCUGGGGCAGUAGACUGAGCAGCAACACCAGUCACAAGUCCUACCGGCCUCUCACCGUCCUGACGUUCAGGAUCAACUACUACUUGUCUGGCGGCUUCUACCCGGUGGGUUUUCAUGUGGUCAACAUCCUCCUACAUGCCAGCAUCUCUGUCCUCCUGGUGGACGUCUUCUCGGUGCUGUUUGGUGGUCUGCAGUACACCAGUAAAGGCCGGAGGAUGCACCUGGCCCCCAGAGCAUCCCUGCUGGCAGCCCUGCUGUUUGCUGUCCAUCCGGUGCACACCGAGUGUGUUGCUGGUGUUGUCGGCCGUGCAGACCUCCUGUGUGCCCUGUUCUUUUUGUUAUCUUUCCUUGGCUACUGUAAAGCAUUUAGAGAAAUGGAGUCAUUUAUCCUCAUUGAAGGCUUUCCGUACAAUCUGGGCUUGAAUGCUGUGUUUGAUGUCCUGGUGAUUGGCAAACUCAGUGUGCUGGAAGUCAUCCAGAAGGUGCUUCGUAAGGACAAGUCAUUAGAGAAUAUGGGUGUGCUCAAGAACGGAGGCCUCCUCUUCCGAAUGACCCUUCUCACCACUGGAGGGGCUGGUGUGCUCUAUGUGCGCUGGAAAAUCAUGGGUACUGGCCCGCCAGCAUUUACCGAGGUAGACAACCCGGCCUCGUUUGCUGACAGCAUGUUGGUUAGGGCCAUAAACUAUAAUUACUACUAUUCAUUGAAUGCCUGGCUGCUGCUGUGUCCCUGGUGGCUGUGUUUUGAUUGGUCAAUGGGCUGCAUCCCCCUCAUUAAGUCCAUCGGUGACUGGCGGGUAAUUGCUCUAGCAGCACUCUGGCUCUGUCUAAUUGGCCUAAUAUGCCAAGCCCUGUGCUCUGAAGACAGCCGCAAGAGAAGAAUCCUCACCCUGGGCCUGGGAUUUCUCGUGAUCCCAUUUCUUCCUGCAAGUAACCUGUUCUUCCGAGUGGGCUUUGUGGUUGCAGAGCGAGUCCUCUACCUCCCCAGUGCCGGGUACUGCAUGCUGCUGACUUUUGGAUUUGGAGCCCUUAGCAAACACAGUAAGAAAAAGAAACUGAUCGCUGCCAUCGUCCUGGGCAUUUUAUUCACCAACAUGCUGAGAUGUGUGAUUCGAAGUGAUGAGUGGCGGAGUGAGGACCAGCUCUUCAGAAGCGCCCUGUCCGUGUGCCCCCUCAAUGCUAAGGUUCACUACAACAUUGGCAAAAACCUGGCUGAUAAAGGCAACCAGACAGCAGCCAUCAUAUAUUACCGGGAAGCAGUAAGGUUAAAUCCCAAGUAUGUUCAUGCUAUGAAUAAUCUUGGAAAUAUCUUGAAAGAAAGGAAUGAACUACAAGAAGCUGAAGAGCUGCUGUCUUUGGCUGUCCAAAUUCAGCCAGACUUCGCUGCUGCCUGGAUGAACUUAGGCAUCGUGCAGAACAGCCUCAAACGGUUUGAGGCUGCAGAGCAAAGUUACCGGACAGCAAUUAAGCACAGGAGGAAAUACCCAGAUUGUUACUACAACCUUGGGAGGCUGUAUGCUGAUCUGAACCGUCACGCAGACGCUCUGAAUGCAUGGAGAAAUGCAACCGUGCUGAAGCCAGAGCACAGCCUGGCCUGGAACAACAUGAUCAUCCUCCUGGACAACACAGGUAAUUUAGCUCAAGCAGAAGCUGUUGGAAGAGAGGCCCUGGAAUUAAUACCUAACGAUCAUGCUCUUAUGUUCUCCUUGGCAAACGUGCUGGGGAAAUCCCAGAAAUACAAGGAAUCUGAAGCUCUGUUCCUCAAGGCAAUCAAGGCAAAUCCUAACACUGCGAGUUACCAUGGUAAUUUGGCUGUGCUGUAUCACCGCUGGGGACAUCUCCACUCGGCCAAGAAACACUAUGAAAUCUCCUUGCAGCUUGACCCCUCGGCCGCAGGCACCAGGGAGAAUUACAGUCUGCUACGAAGAAAGCUAGAACAAAUGCAGAAGAAGGAUGUCUGAUCUUUUUCUUUUGUGUUUUGAGUUUCUGCAUGCAUGAAGCAUAUCGGUUAUGUGGUUAUGUUUAACCAUUUAAGAUUCUCAGACAUGUUUAUUUUACUCUUUUUUUAUAAAAACAAAGAUAUGCAAAAAAAAAAAGAUUUUAGCACCAGCAAUAUACUCUUGAAUGCUUGAUAACGGUUUUUGCAUCAAAAUGGUAUUUUUUCAGACAACUCAAAUUAAUUCUAAAAUCCCAAAAAUGAAAGCUUUUUUUAACUAAAUGGAAAACGAGAAAAAAAAUUACCUUGAGUAACUCUGACUAUCCUUAAGCCUGCAUUUGGGAUGUGAACUUUGUGACCAGGAGGUGACAGAUGCCUGCAACCUAUGUAAAUAGCAAAUGUGUCUGUAUAUUAGCAUAUUUAUUUACUGACAAGAAAGAGUAAAAUGUUUGGUUUUUAAUCUCUUUUCACACCAGUGUACCAGGUACUCUGUUUAUAAGGAAAUAUUUAUUUGUAUUUUUAUGUGUUGAGUAGGGCAGAUAAUUGAAUCAGAAAUUGAAA
Dipodomys ordii (Ord's kangaroo rat) is the source of this 2824-nucleotide messenger RNA. RefSeq names its product transmembrane and tetratricopeptide repeat containing 4 (gene Tmtc4). The transcript has 18 exons. The record is from RefSeq and is a predicted model, not a curated record. Bases 123 to 2288 code for a protein of 721 amino acids. Gene Ontology annotation, cellular component: endoplasmic reticulum. Gene Ontology annotation, molecular function: mannosyltransferase activity; protein binding. NCBI's taxonomy places the organism in Eukaryota, Metazoa, Chordata, Mammalia, Rodentia, Heteromyidae. Gene Ontology annotation, biological process: endoplasmic reticulum unfolded protein response; protein O-linked glycosylation via mannose.